Messenger RNA from Amyelois transitella, 5675 nucleotides. RefSeq lists its product as uncharacterized. NCBI's taxonomy places the organism in Eukaryota, Metazoa, Arthropoda, Insecta, Lepidoptera, Pyralidae. The coding region runs from base 90 to 5594 and encodes 1834 amino acids. The record is from RefSeq and is a predicted model, not a curated record. The transcript has 21 exons.
UAUCGAUAAGGAGGAAUCCUUUAAUUUGAUUUAUGGUCAGCAUAUAUAGGUCUAUUGGUUGUUAGUCGUCUAUACACAGUGGUGCAGCUAUGGUGUGGUCUGCGCGGGCGCAGGCACUGUUGCUGAUCACAGCAGGCGCAGUAGCAGCCUCUGACGUCACCCUGAACAUCGGGGACACACUGUCGGCUUCGAUAGCUACCGGCUAUGACACUAACGUCCCAUGCUACCUAGAAACUCCUUAUGAGGAAACCAUCGAGUUCAGGCCAGAGAACCAUUCAACUGACAGGAUCUCGUAUCUAGAAACAUCCAACUUGAGUUACUGCGGCGCUAAAAUCGCCGAUUUGAAGGAAGAAGAUGAAGGAGACUGGACUAUUUACUACAUUAGUGGUGAUGAACGCGUCUCCAACACUUAUCACUUGACUAUAUCAAAAGCUGGUAAUGAAGAAAGUGAAGAAAUCAAUGAGAAUGCUGAAACCGAGUUAACUGAAGAAGAAGCCAAUACAGAAUGGUUACCUGAGAUAAGCAUCAGUACUAGAACUGGUUUUACAGUUGACAUAACUCUGAGCAAAAAAGUAGACCCUUCAUUAGAAGAGAUAUAUUCUGUAAUUACUCCUAACAAUGAAAUGUUCUAUUUAGAUAAUGCUAAUAUAGAAGGGUUGACAGUGCAUGGUAGGAGUAAUUUUGUGGAUAGUAGAAUUACUAUUGGUCCCAUGGAUUCUUCGCUGAUUGGGCGUUGGACCCUUUGUGGUCACGUUGAUGGGGACAUACCAGCAAGGCGUUGUCAAGUUGUCGGCAUCAGUUGGGAGAACCCCGACAAUCCCUCAGCAGAAUGGCAAACCACAGUUUUAAGCAGAAGAGACACUGUUACUAAUUAUUUGGCCACAGUCAACGUUUCCAUUAGCGGAUCAGGCAGCCGUCUGUCUUGUCAUCUUAUAGAACCUGCUGGGGGAGACCUGAUGAUCACUAGAGAGUCAACUUACCCUGGUCUUACUCUUGUUGCCACUCGUGAUAAUAGUUUAUGUACUAUUACUAUGACACCUAUUUAUAAAGAAUUUAUUGGAGACUGGGUGUUGUAUGGUACAUUCCGUUCUUCAAGAGGUGAAAGAAAUGAGGUUCGUGUGCCGCUGCAUUUGUUUCUUUAUGAUGUAGAAAAUCCUUACAGUCAAGCUUAUAACGUAACAAAUUUAAAUCCGUUGUCUCGGGUGGUAAGUCUGGGAAGCACUACUACCUUGGAUUCAGCUGGCAGUGGAACUACUGAUAGUUGCGAAUUGAGGAGUCCCUCAGGAGAAUCAUAUAACCUUCAGAAUAGUACUGCACCUGUAUCAUUCCUGGCUUCCACCUCCAGCGUAAGAUGUAGGGCCUCUAUUGGUCCUAUUAGACUAGACAUCUUGGGCGACUGGGUAUUAAUUGCAAAAUUUAAUCGCAAUGGCAUUUUUACUGAAAAUAGGCAGGUAAUCAGCAUCAGGCUUCAAGAGGAAGAAGUUUUAAGGGAUAUUAACAUCAGCACUAGAACUGGUCUAACAAUUGACAUAUCUUUGAGUAGGAAAGAUUUGGAAUCUCUAGAAGAGACAUUUACUUUAACUACUCCACAGAACGAAGUGAUAGAUUUAGGACAGAAUAGUAUUCCACCAGGAUUAACAGUGCAUGACAGUAGUGAUUUCGUAGCUAAAAGAGUUUCAGUGGGCCCCAUGGAGGAGUCUCUGCUAGGUCGUUGGACACUUUGCGGAGAGGUUAAUACAGAAGUCACUGUUACAAGGUGUCAGUCCGUCGUCAUCAGUUGGGAUGAUGCAAACAAUCCAUCAGAGGAAUGGGAAACCUCAGUUCUAACCAAAAGAAACACAGUAACCAACUACUUGGCUGUAGUGAACGUCACUGUGAGCGGUUCAGGCACACUUCUUAAUUGUCAUCUCAUUACACCCCAAGGAGAAGACCUUAUAGUCACAACUGACUCUGCCUACCCUGGAAUAAAUUUCAUAACAUUACGGGAUACCAGUGUCUGUACAGUCACUAUGGGACCUAUUCAUAAAGAGUUUAUUGGCGAUUGGAUCUUGUAUGGAAAUUUCCGCUCUUCACGAGGCGUAAGGAAUGAGGUCCGUUUGCCAUUCCUAUUUUUCCUUUACGAUGAGGAAAAUCCCUACAGUCAAGCCUAUAAUGUAUCCACUUUAAAUCCUUUGACUCGGGUGAUAACUCUUGGCAGCUUUACUAACUUGGAUUUAUCUGGUAGUGGAAGCACGGAUAGUUGCGAAUUGAGGAGUCCUUCAGGAAUAUCAUAUAAUCUUCAGAACAGCACCGCUCCAGUGUCGUUUUUGGCUACUACUUCAAGCAUUAGAUGCAGAGCUUCCAUUGGACCUAUGGGACUGGAAGAAUUAGGAGACUGGGUGUAUAUUGCAAAAUUCAACAACAGAGGAAUAUUUACUGAGAAUCGACAGACAAUAAGUCUCAUACUUGAAGAGGAACAAUUAUUAAGGGAAAUAUCCAUCAACACCAGAACUGGUCUGACUGUCGAUAUAACUUUGGGAAAAACAGAAAUGGACCCGUCACUAGUAGAAAAAUUCACUAUCACUACUCCCCAAGAUGAGGUUGUGGCGUUGGAACACGCCAAUGUGCCAGGAUUGACGGUGCACGGAAGCAGCGAGUUUGUGGCGAGCAGGGUCACUAUUGGCCCAAUGGAUUCCUCGUUGAUUGGCCGCUGGACAUUAUGUGGCGAAGUUAACGUGGGUAGACCUGUAAGGCGAUGCCAGCCAGUCAUCAUUGCUUGGUAUAACGCUAAUAAUCCCUCAGAGGAAUGGCAGAAUACAUUGAUGACGAGGGUAGAAGUCGUGACAAACUACUUGGCUGUGUUCAACAGCACUGUGAGAGGUUCAGGCACUCUUCUAACGUGCCAUCUCAUCACACCUUAUGAGGAAGACUUGGUUGUCAAUGGCGCGUCUGUGUAUCCUGGUCUUACAUUCCAAACAUUACGAGAUACUAGUGUCUGUACUGUAACCAUGGGUCCCAUACAAAAGGAAUUUAUUGGAGACUGGGUCUUGUACGCCACAUUCCGUUCGUCACGAGGAGAUAGAAAUGACGUUCGUUUGCCGUUCAAUUUGUUCCUUUACGAUAAAGACAAUCCUUAUAGUCAAGCUUAUAACGUGACUAACAUGGCUCCUUUAAUUCGGGUGAUCAACCCCGGCAGCAGUGUAACCUCCGACGUAAUUGCUAGUGGAAAUACCGACAGUUGUGAAGUUAUAAGUCCAUCUGGAAAGUCAUACAAUCUUCAAAACAGUACUCAGCCUGUGACUUUUGGAACGCCUAACUCAAACAUAAGAUGCAGAGUAACUAUUGGACCAGUCGGACUAGAUGAUUUUGGAGACUGGGAGUUCAGAGCAAAACAUAACACUAGAGGCAUAUUUACUGAGCAUAGACAAAUUAUCAGUAUUUUACAAGAAGAUCCUGAAAACCCUGUAGCAGAAGACCAUAGGAAUAUAAUAAACAUGGACCCGAUAUACUUCAUAACUGCGAUUGAUGCUCAACACACCAUUGUAGCUGACCCGAACACAAAUACUAGAUUUGUAACAGAAAGUUGCCAUGUAAGAACUGCAAAUGGACUUCAAUACGCUAUUAUGGAAGGAUUUAACCUCCCAGGAGUGGAAGUAGUUCAGCAAGGUUCUAAUCAAAGGUGUACUAUUCGAGUUAAUGUUAAAAAUGAAGACUUCAUUGGAGAAUGGAUGCUUAUCUCUAGAGAACAAAGGAAUUCGGUCCCGGUAGAAGUGAGACAACCAUUCAUAAUCUUCGUAGAAGAGGAUGUUGAUGCAUCAAUCGGCCACGUAACAGUCACCGAAGGCAAUGACCUCCAUUUACGUUUGGCGAAUUCCACAAACCUUCAUGAAACUUGCAAAGUUUUCGACCCUACUGGUUCUGAACGAACCAAUGCAGAAAAAGACAAUAGUCAGAUUGAAACUUGUGGAUUUAUUGUUAGAAAUGUACAGAAUGAGGAUACUGGUGCUUGGCAGAUCCGGUACGGAACUGGAAUCUCUUAUAGAGCCAUUAUAGAUGUUAAAGUAAAAGAUCUAUGGGAAGCCACGCACGACACUCUAGUUUUGAUUAGAGGUAGACCUGUCAAUGAAACCAUUGGCCCCGAAACAGCAGUGUACUGUAAACUGAUAGAUCCAACUCAAAGAGUCAUCUUUGACGGUCACGGUAGAUGCCACCUGAAUCUUGAUAGAGUGACGAACGACCAUGCUGGCACUUGGGUCAUGAGCGUGGGCUUUCUAGGAAACAUGUUGGCGAGGACUUAUGAAAUUAACGUGGAAGCUAGGGGAUCACAAGACAAACCAAUAGUCGAAACUCACGUAGCUAAAGAACAGCCAGAAGUAACACUUAAGUGCUCAGUGCCCUUGGAAUAUGAAGUCAGGUCCUGUCUGUUCCAAAAACCAUCUGGACGUGUGAUCAUUGUGAACACUGGAGUUGCGGAAGACCGAUACAUUUCCUAUGGCUCCGGUACCAUCGUGGAUGGCAAUGUAACGUCUCACGAAUGCGGCAUUCGCAUCACUGAUCCUGCGACAGCAGACCUUGGGCUGUGGCGCUGUGCGGUGGAGACGGACCACGAGGUCUACUACGGCUUCCUCACGGUGCUCUGCCCCUGGGCCAUGAAGGACCCCGUUGUAGCCGCAGCUGUUGUUUCAGAGCCAACUCUAACAUCGCAUCAGGACAGCAUAAUGCACCUGGAAGGAGACAGUCUGACCAUGUCUUGUUCGAUUCAGUCCCCAAUCAGAUACUGCUACUUCAGAAGACCCAAUGGAAUGAUCUACACCGUUUCUACUGGCGUUUCUACCGACGAGUACGAGUACGUAGGCGCCGGUUUGGACGCUGGAGAGUGUGGCAUCAGGUUUAGUCGUCUACUGUCACAGGAAACUGGUCAUUGGCCUGAAGGUCAAUGGAGCUGCCAUGUUGGUCUACCUGAUGGUGCCCAGCCGGAGCAAAGAGCCAAUAUCCAGAUCCAGAUUAAUCGUCCUAUUGAAGUGAACCAGUACGUGAAUGAGAGAGGUCUCGUCGUUGAAGCAGAAGUUUUCCAACAGCAACCUGUGGAGUACUGCCGAUAUGUUCGCAUUGACGGCAUUGGAUUUACAUCGGAAGCGCUGCCCGACUCCCGGUACACAGCCUAUGAGGAUCUGAGUAAAGGCUUCUGCAGCAUCAGCAUCCAAAAUGCCAAUAUCCUGGACAUGCACCCCUGGACUGUGGUCGCCAAGAUCGUGGAUAGAGAUGAGGAAGUGUCAGGCGUCACCAAUCACACAAUUGUAAUUCCUGAUCUGACAACUGAAUUGCCAGACAUGACAACAGAAUUAUCAGAAGCAACCGAAUUACCUGAAACCACUGAAGUUACUGAAAAGCCUGAGCCACCGCCGGAAGAUUUAAGAACCAACUCAAUCUGGAUGUGGUGCACCGUGAUGCUAUCUGGGUUGAUCCUCGUCUGCGUCAGCGUCAUCUUGACCAGAAACCGCAAGGAUGUCAUCGCUACUGCCUACUCCUGGAGGAACAGCAUCAGGAGAAGCCUGAUCAAGAAACCUUUGACUGAAGAUGUUGGCGUUGGUCACACUACGCCUGUUUGCGCUUAGGCGGUUGCACAUUUUAAUGGUCCAAUUAAGAACGUCUUUCUUUUUUUUGGAGUCGGUUAAGAAUAUAGUAUUUAAUAGAUU